Messenger RNA from Lontra canadensis (Northern American river otter), 3774 nucleotides. It is a transcript of the gene KIF17, whose product is annotated as kinesin family member 17. Gene Ontology annotation, biological process: microtubule-based movement. The transcript is spliced from 16 exons. NCBI's taxonomy places the organism in Eukaryota, Metazoa, Chordata, Mammalia, Carnivora, Mustelidae. Gene Ontology annotation, molecular function: microtubule binding; microtubule motor activity; ATP binding. The record is from RefSeq and is a predicted model, not a curated record. The coding region runs from base 327 to 3497 and encodes 1056 amino acids.
UCCGGGGUUCCGGUCGUGCGGCGGCGCCUGCAGCGCGGAUCCCCCACUGCCUCCUCCCCGGGCCGGGCCUCAGGGACGGGCUAGCCCGGGCGCGGGAGGAGGCGGCGGUCCCGGCUCCGGUCCUGCGACCCCACCGCCGCGCCCCUUCUCUUCUCGGGGCGCUCCGCGGGGAGUCCCGGCCCCCGGCGGCGGGCGCGGCCCCGCCCCCGCCGCGCGGCCCCGCCCCCCGCGCCCGGCGCUGGCCCCGCCCCCUAACCCCAGCGGUCCUGAGUCCUGGCCGCACCGCCCACGUCGGGCCGCGCCGGGGGGACCCCCGCCGAGGCGCCAUGGCCUCGGAGUCGGUGAAGGUGGUGGUGCGCUGCCGCCCCAUGAACCAGCGGGAGCGGGAGCUGAACUGCCAGCCGGUGGUGACGGUGGACUCCGCGCGCGGCCAGUGCUUCAUCCAGAACCCGGGCGCCGCCGACGAGCCGCCCAAGCAGUUCACCUUCGACGGCGCUUACUACAUGGACCACUUCACCGAGCAGAUCUACAACGAGAUCGCCUACCCGCUGGUGGAGGGUGUCACCGAGGGCUACAAUGGCACCAUCUUCGCCUACGGUCAGACGGGCAGCGGGAAGUCCUUCACAAUGCAGGGCCUGCCGGACCCGCCUUGCCAGAGAGGCGUCAUCCCCAGGGCCUUCGAGCACGUUUUCGAGAGUGUCCAGUGUGCAGAGAAUACCAAGUUCCUGGUCCGGGCCUCCUACCUGGAGAUCUACAACGAAGAUGUCCGUGACCUGCUGGGGACGGACACCAAGCAGAAGCUGGAGCUGAAGGAGCACCCGGAGAGGGGCGUGUACGUGAAGGGGCUCUCCAUGCACACGGUGCACAGCGUGGCCCAGUGUGAGCGCAUCAUGGAGACCGGCUGGAAGAACCGCUCAGUGGGCUACACGCUGAUGAACAAGGACUCCUCGCGCUCCCACUCCAUCUUCACCAUCAGCAUCGAGAUCUACGCCGUGGACGAGCGGGGCCAGGACCACCUCUGUGCCGGCAAGCUGAACCUGGUGGACCUGGCGGGCAGUGAGCGGCAGUCCAAGACGGGUGCCACGGGGGAGCGGCUCAAGGAGGCCACCAAGAUCAACCUGUCACUGUCGGCCCUGGGCAACGUCAUCUCGGCCCUGGUGGAUGGGCGCUGUAAACACAUUCCCUACCGGGACUCGAAGCUGACGCGGCUGCUGCAGGACUCGCUGGGUGGCAACACGAAGACGCUGAUGGUGGCCUGCCUGUCACCCGCGGACAACAACUAUGACGAGACACUCAGCACCCUGCGCUACGCCAGCCGGGCCAAGAACAUCAAGAACAAGCCACGCAUCAACGAGGACCCCAAGGACGCCCUCCUGCGCGAGUACCAGGAGGAGAUCAAGAAGCUGAAGGAGAUCCUGGCCCAGCAGAUGAGCCCCGGCAACCUGGCAGACCUGCUGUCCAGUCAGGCUCCCCUAAAUGCUGUCCAGACUGAGGAGAAGCUGGCGCCCCCACCGGUGAUCCAGCCUGAUACAGAGGCUGAGAAGCAGCUGAUCCGGGAGGAGUACGAGGAGCGCCUGGCCCGGCUGAGGGCUGACUAUGAGGCGGAGCAGGAGUCCAGGGCCCGGCUGGAGGAGGACAUCACUGCCAUGCGCAACUCCUACGACGUGAAGCUGUCCACACUGGAGGAGAACCUGCGUAAGGAGACAGAGGCUGUCCUCAAGGCGGAGGUCCUCAAGGCGCAGGGCACGUCCAGGGCGGAGUUUGUCAGCUGGCCGGAGUCCUCCCCUGCCCUCCACUGCGAGCUGGCCACGAAGCCUGAGAUCCACUCCACGCCGCGCACUCUGGCCGGCGAGGAUGUCUCCAAGACUGAGGUUUCUCCUGGGUUCGAGGAGCUGCCCACGGCGCAGACCUCCAAGUCUGAGGCAUCUCUGGGAUCCGAUGAGUCUUCCACGCUCGAGGACACCUCCGUGUCCGAGGCCUGCCCAGCGCCCCGGGAGCCUUCCAACGUGGAGUUCUCCACGCCCGAGGCGGAGGCCGUGGGCAGCUCCCUCCCGGACCACGACCUCAGCUGGGAGGCCGCCGGAGCCCCGCGGUGGGCCGGGCCGGUCCCCGAGGACGAGCAGCCACGGCUGGCGGCGCUGGGCCUGCUCCCCAGCCUGCACGACCCGUUCGCCGAGGUGGAAGCCAAGCUGGCCAGGCUCUCCUCCGCGGUGGGGGGGGCCGAGGCGCCCCAGGCGGCCACCCCCAGGCUCCCCACACAGCACCCUUCCCUGACGGAUCUGCUGGGGCCUGGUGUCCUUAGGUCUGAAGCUGAGGCAGCUGACUUCCUCCUGCCCGGGACUAAAGCACAAGAGGCCAUGGAGAAUGAGAGCAAGGCUUUAAAUCUACCCACAUGUGUGAAGAGAGAAAAUUAUCUCCCAGCCUCUGGACUGGAUCACUGGGAGAUUGACCCGGGCCCAGAAGUGGCCGAGGAGGUGGUGCCGGCAGCAGAACCUGGCGUCGGGGCUGAGACUGAGGCCCAGAUGGCCUUGGAGGCUCAGCCUCAGCCCUUGCUGGCCACGACCAGUGUGGGCGUGGAGGUGGCGGUGUUGACUGACGACCUGCUGCCUGUCGUGGACCAGCAGCAGGUGCUUGCCCGUUUGCAGCUGCUGGAGCAGCAGGUGGUAGGGGGAGAGCAGGCCAAGAACAAGGACCUGAAGGAGAAGCACAAACGCAGGAAGCGGUACGCGGACGAGCGCAAGAAGCAGCUGGUGGCGGCCCUGCAGAACUCGGACGAGGACGGCGGCGACUGGGUGCUGCUCAACGUCUACGACUCCAUCCAGGAGGAGGUGCGGGCCAAAAGCAAGCUGCUGGAGAGGAUGCAGCGGAAGCUCCGGGCAGCAGAGGUGGAGAUCAAAGACCUGCAGUCGGAGUUCCAGCUGGAGAAGAUCGAUUACUUGGCCACCAUCCGCCGGCAGGAGCGCGACUCCAUGCUCCUCCAGCAGCUCCUGGAGCAGGUGCAGCCCCUCAUCCGCCGGGACUGUAACUACAGCAACCUGGAGAAGAUAAGGCGUGAGGCCUGCUGGGACGAAGACAACGGCUUCUGGAAGAUCCCCGAGCCCAUCAUCAUAAAAACCAGCCUCCCAGUAGCAGUUCCAACAGGGCCACAGAACAAGGCAGUCCGCAAAGCCUCCACAGCAGACAAUGGUGAACCGGGCACGGAAGAAGACCGCUACAGGCUGAUGCUCAGUCGGAGCGACAGCGAGAACAUUGCCAGUAACUACUUCCGGUCCAAGCGAGCCAGCCAGAUCCUCAGCACAGAUCCCAUGAAGAGCCUCGGGCAUCACAGCUCGCCCCCUGGCCUUGGCUCCCCACUCAGCAACACCUCUGCCAUGUCGCCUACCCAGGCCCCCGAAAUGCCCCAGCCCCGGCCCUUCCGCCUCGAGUCCCUUGACAUUCCCUUUUCCAAGGCCAAGCGUAAGAAAAGCAAAAGCAGCUUUGGCAGUGAGCCUCUGUGAACACGGCCUCCUGCUGCUGCCCUGCCUUGGGGCUUCCGUGAGACUGCCAGGCCACCCCCCCCACCCCCACCAGGGCAGCCCCAGCCAGGCCUCCUCCCCACUGCCCCCACGGUGUCCGGAUGCUCGAGAGGGGUCCUUGCCCUGGGAAGAGGCUUUCCCUUCCCUGUUACCCAUCCUUGCGGAGGUGCGCUCCGGCUCUCCAUGCCACAUCAGUGUUCUAUCCGCUCACCUGCCACAGCCUGCCGCGCGUGCCCCCCACCCCCGUUCCGUUACUCUG